Serendipita indica DSM 11827 is the source of this 2199-nucleotide messenger RNA. The record is from the annotation of a GenBank genome assembly. Lineage: Eukaryota; Fungi; Basidiomycota; Agaricomycetes; Sebacinales; Serendipitaceae.
AUGAAUGGACUCACUCCACUGGAUCCAAACAACCUCCCUCCUCUUCCAGCACCAUGGUCUCAGCACGUCGCACCAACUGGUCAUCUGUACUAUUAUAACCCGGUCACAAAGGAGUCGACAUAUAACCGGCCCCUCUCCCUCGCCUCUCUGCUGCCGAAUACCCUGAAGAAGCCGAAGAAGAAGAAGGAAAAGCCAGCCAAGAAGACGCCCAUACCCGAUACAGCAUGGCUCCGCGUCGUAACAAAUCAUGGAAAUAUAUUCUACUCAAAUAAAGAGACGCGAACGAGCACAUGGGAGAUACCCGAAGAGAUUGCCGAUGCAGUCGCAGCGUUGGUGAUCAGCGAAGACGACGGUCAAGAGAGCGACCAUGCAAUCCGCAUCAGUCCUGAGCCCGCCGCUGAGCAAACUGGAACCAAACGUAAACACCGCGAAGAAGAUGACGAAGAAGAGGAGGAAAGAGCCGAGAAAAGACCCAAGGUUGACGACACGACGAUUGGAGUAGAGGAUGAAGACGACGACGAAUGGCAACGUCAAGCAGCAGAGGAGACGGCUAAAGAAGAGGAGAAACCACAAGAGCCAGAAGUGAAAUUGUCCACAGAGGAAGCGACGACGCUACUCAAGUCGAUUCUGCGCGACAAGGACGUGAAUCCUAUGCUUCCUUGGGAGUCUUCUGUCGCCAUUUUCAGUCAAGAUGAACGAUACGCAGCUUUAAACUCGGGGACCCCCAUUGCACUUCAGCACGACAUCUUUGAAGAAUAUUGCAAAGAAGUGAUUAAAGAACGAAAGGAACAGGCAGCAGUCCCCAAAGCGGAGCUUUCACCACUGGACGCGUAUCGCGAGCUGCUGCGAGUGACUGUAACUUCGACGCGCAUGACCUACACUCAGUUUAGACAGCAAGUCAAAAAGGACCGCCGGUUUUACUCUUACGGCCGAGACGAAAAGGAGAGAGAAAAGAUGUUCCGUUCGUAUCUCAAAGAUCUUGGAGAGGAGAAGCGCAAUGAACGGAAAAGGGCAGAGGAGGCAUUUCUUCUCAUGCUCAAGGAAGGGCACAAGUCUGGUCUCUUUCAGUCCCCUGGGAGCGUCAAAUGGGCAGACGUCAAGAAGCAGUUCCAAAAGGACCCACGAUACGAUGCAGUUGGCAGCUCCACUUUACGUGAAGAAUUAUUUGAAACGUUCAUCAAAACGUUUAUGAUCGCCAAGGACUCUCUGGAGAUGGCCAGUACCUCUCGAGAUUCAGAGAGAAUGGAGGUGGCCCCCGAGGUGGACAGGAGACAGCGGCGUGAAAAGGCCGUUCGGGAGCGCGAAGAAAGAGUUCGGCGCGUUCAAGCCGCGCUAGAGAAGCAAAAUGCUCUCAGUAGAGCUGGGUUAAACCUCGAAGAAGCAGAACUGACUUUCAAGUACGCCACUGCUCCCCUCUCUCAGCCACGCGCGCUCAAUUCUUACGAUCUUCACCCGACAGAACGCUUCUCAUCGACCAUGUCCGGGAGCCUAACCGAUUUGCGUCCAUCAGUCAAGCGACCCAAGGGCUCUGCUGCCCUGUUCUCGCUCUUCGAAAGCUAUGCACCAGGCCUCGAUGUCCACUGGCAUGGGUUGUCGUCAAGCGCCAAAGAUAGUAUAGCCAAUAGCAGUGUCGCCAAACGGCUUGAUCUCGAUACCAUGAUUCGUGUUCCUGCUUCUCGCGGCGAAUACGGAGGAGGACAUGACUCGCGUGUUGGCGGAAUAGGGCACGGUGACACCCUUCGCCUCGGUGGCGACGGGCAAGGUGGGGGUUCUCAAGUUGAAUACCCAGACCUGGAGCGUGCAUUCGACAAAUGGCAGCGAGAGCGCUACGCAAAUGCCCGAGUGGCGUUUGACACCAUGUUGACUGAGAAUGCAUUUGUCGAGUUUUGGGGACGGGUGGGGAAGAUGGGACUCGUUGAUGACGAACAGAAGCAGCGGCUCGGUAAAGUUGUAUUUGCGGAAAGUGGAGGGGAUGCAGUACCGAUGGGUGAAGAAGAAGAGGAAAUGGGAGAAGGUGGCGGGGGCCGGGCAGAUUUACAGCGACUCGCCAAAGGCAUUGAUGUUUCUGAAGUCGAAAAGGUUCUCAGGACGGAUAAACGGUACAUUGUGUUCGACUAUAUGCCAGAGGAGCGCAGGAAAUGGCUCAAAGAUUACCUAACCAGUCUUAGCGCCCCCAAGGCCUCUGUACAUGUACAAUAA